UGGAGCUGUUGAAUUUGCUCAGACCGCACAAGUCUUCACAAGUCGUCACAAGUCAUCACGAUCGUUCGCAUCCUUUCGCCAUUUGCACUCCAUUGUUCGCCCUUCUUCCGGUGCCAUGAAAUUUCUUGGGGUGAUACUUGCGUGGCCAUGUGUUCAAGCAGUCGACUGCCCAGAAGGGUAUGGGUAUGAUUCUGCCACACAAACGUGCUUUGAGUGUGAAGCUGGCACAUACAUGAGCUAUGAAAAUACAACAGAGAAUCUCACAUGGUCUGUUGGCUGUCGACCAUGUUUGCCUGGUGAAUUCAGCGGAAUGGGUGCCUCAUUCUGCUCGACUUGUCCGGCUGGUCGAUACAGCUGGGCUCAAUCUGCAAGCUGCAGCUUUUGCGCACCUGGAACAUACGGCUUGUCUGGUGUGAGAGAUUGCACUCUUUGUGCUCCUGGGCGUUUUGCAGGUGCUGCAGGUUUCUCUGCGUGUUUGGAGUGCGAUCCAGGCACUUAUAGCACCAGCUACACGGGAGCAAUGAGUUGUACAGAUUGUCCAGUAGGUUCUUGGAGCCCUUCUGGUUCUACACGUUGCACUGCUUGCAGAUCGGGUGAGUUUUUGGAUGAGAAUCAAACAUGCAGCAUUUGCCCAGCUGGCUACUUCAGCAUCCAAGGGGCAACAGGUUGUACGCGUUGCUUGCCCGGGUCACGCAGUGAUGCAGGUGCUAAAGAAUGCAUACCCUGCUCUCCGGGAAGUUUCAUCACAGCAGAAGGUGCUUCAGGUUCUUGCCAAGAUUGUCCAGGAGGACGUUUCAGUAGUAUGGGCUCCACUUCCUGUGAUGUCUGUCCAUUUGGUCACAGCAGUCUGACAAGAUCAGAGAGUUGCAUCCCGUGUCCAACAGGGCGCUAUGUUCAAAAUCCGGCGGCACCUUGUGCAGUUUGUCCAGCGGGAACGUUCAGCACUGGUAGGACUGAUAGUUGUACUGCAUGUGAAGCAGGCCAAUACAGCACAGCUGGCUCCGGAGUUUGCCAAGACUGCAAAAGUGGUACGUUCAGUGGAGUUGCUUCCGAGUCAUGCUUGGAAUGCCCAGCUGGUUCAUUUAGUAGCACUGCUGCGGCAGAAUGCCAAACCUGUCCAUCUGGUUCACGCAGCACGGCAGGUUCUGAAAAGUGUGAAGCUUGUGAUGCCGGGAAGUUUGUAGUUUUUCCUGGAGACCCAAACUGCGAAACGUGUCCUGCCGGCACCGCAAGCACCAGAGGCUCUUCACAGUGCACUCCCUGUGAAGAGGGCUUCUACAGCCCUGCGGGUGCACGUGAGUGCUUUCAAUGCGCACCUGGCAAAUUCACUGCUGAUCAGUUCAAAGGGAUUCAUUGCGUUGAUUGCCCGGCUGGUACUUGGAGCAGCUUUGCAUCGAGCAGUUGCUCUCCGUGCCCAGCAGGCACAAGAAGUGACAUCUCAGCAGGUGCGUGUGAGACCUGCCCUGCAGGAACGAUUAUGGUGAGGCCAGAUCAGCCUUGUGAAACAUGUCCUGCUGGCACAUUCAGCAAUGCUGGUGCAGUUGUUUGUGAAAGCUGUGAAGCUGGCACGUUCAGCAAUGCGUCCUCAAACCAAUGCUUUGACUGCCCUCCAGGAACGAUCAGCAGUAUUGCAUCAUCUUCUUGCUCAGAUUGUUCCAGCGGGAGAUAUAGCCCCAGAAGAGCCGCUCUUUGUUCCCAGUGCCCAGCAGGCACCAUCAGUGGCCCGGCUUCUGCAGUAUGCUCAGCAUGUCCCGAUGGAACAUUCAGUGGAGUAGCAGCGGAGAAUUGCACAGAGUGUCCAGCAGGCACAUUCAUUCUGAGCCCUGAGCAGACAUGCCAGACUUGUGCCGCUGGUCGCUUCAGCGGAGUUGCCUCAACAGCCUGUGAAUCAUGUUUGCCAGGCACGUUCAUCACAGACCCAGCUUCAAACUGCGAGGACUGCUCCCGCGGCACCUACAGUGGGGUUGAAGCCACAUUUUGCCAUAUUUGCAACAAUGGCCAGUACAGUCCGCCUGGUGCACGUUUUUGCUCGGAUUGCCCCGCUGGGACAUUUUCUGAACAGCCCAACAAUACUUGCAGUGAUUGUCCAGAUGGCGAGUGGAGCAGCGCUGGCUCGCCUCAGUGCACUGAGUGCAUCCCUGGUCGCUUUCGGGCGAACCAGUCAGGUUGCACUAGUUGUCCACCAGGCACUCGCAGCGGUCAGGCAGCAACUGAAUGUGAUGAGUGCCCAGCAGGACGGUUCAGCAGAGGGUCAGCUUCCAGUUGUGAUAUUUGUGCUGCUGGAUUCUUCAGUGAUGCUGGUUUUGGCGCUUGCUUUCCGUGUCCUCCUGGAAGCUUCAGUGAAGUUGAGUCGCAAGAGUGCAGCAUUUGCCCGGCUGGCACCAAGAGUAAGACCCAAGCUGCUAGUUGUACAGCGUGCCCGGUGGGAAAGGUGAGCGCUGCAAACUCGAGUCGGUGCACCACUUGCCCGCAUGGAAGAUACGCACCAACUCCAGAUGCAACCUGUAUGAAAUGCCCAGCGGGUACGUGGAGCAAUCCGAGAUCUUCCGGCUGUACCGAAUGCCAACCUGGACGUUGGAGUCAUCCCGGCUCACGGGAUUGUGCUGCUUGCCCUCCAGGCACCUUCAUUGUGGAGGGAAAUUCGACUUGCCAGCCAUGCCCUCACAGACAUUGGAGCUUUGAAGCCUCUGAUGGCUGUGCUCCACUGGGUUCGGGUGCCUGGAAUACACUUCGUGUGCAGAACUUGCAUGAUGACUCCUCCAGGCUUCCAGAUGGCGUCGGUCUGAAUCGUUGGUUUGAGAUUCGACCAAGGGAUCUUUCAACUGAUUUUUGGACCAAAGAGUCGAGGGAGGAUGCGCCUGACUUGUGAA
This is a messenger RNA of Durusdinium trenchii, 2870 nucleotides long. Lineage: Eukaryota; Dinophyceae; Suessiales; Symbiodiniaceae. The record is from the annotation of a GenBank genome assembly.